This is a messenger RNA of Mesitornis unicolor (brown roatelo), 1070 nucleotides long. Its product is annotated as protein Daple-like. The transcript is spliced from 9 exons. The annotation marks the transcript as partial. NCBI's taxonomy places the organism in Eukaryota, Metazoa, Chordata, Aves, Mesitornithiformes, Mesitornithidae. The record is from RefSeq and is a predicted model, not a curated record.
AUGCCCCGGCAUGAGACAGUGUGCAAAUACUGUGGAGUCAGCUAUUUGAUACUCCACGAAUUUAAGGUAAUGGAAGAAAAAGUCAAAGCAAUGGAAAAGAAGAUUAAAUGUUAUGAAGGAAGUCUGGAACGGGAAAAAGGACUUCAGGCAGAGCUGCAGGCUCUGUACAAGGACCUUGAACGCUAUCGAGCUGACAGGGAAUCAAAAACAGAAAGAAUAAAAACCCUAACAGUGGAACUUAAAACCAAGCAAGAUGAAUUAAAAAAUGUGAAAGAUGACUUGCGGUAUUUCCAAGAGGAGAAGGAAGCUGUCUAUAAGCAAUCACAUGUGCUCAGAAAUACACUGGAACACCAUUGCUCCACCCUGAGCAAGGUUGUCUCCCUGUUCCCCUUUAUUCGAAGUGAACUGAACAGCAUUAGAGAAGUCAUCUCCAGUAGCCUCGAGAGCUGGACUGCCACGAGAGAAGAAAUUUUUCUCCAAAUAAAAACUGUUAGCAAAGAAGCUUUAACAGACUGGGUAGAAAUGAGUGGGGCAGCUGUGGUGCAUGAGCGAGGGGCACACAUCACAUGGGGACAGUGUGGCCAGGGCGUCCAGAGGCGGGCUCGUGCCCACUGUGGUUGUUCAUUACUGCUGUAUGGCAACAUAUUAAUAUACAAAAUCCCCAAAUUGAAUCAAAGAUUGGCAAAAACCCAGCGAGAGAACGAAUGCCUCCAGGAAAAGGUAAAGCAUCUGACGGUGAUGGCCGACAUGGUUGAGCUGAAAACUCAGCAGCUUCAGACUUCACUGCAGCAAGGGAAUGAGCUGCAGAGCAGGUGCCGGGAACUGCAAAAGGAAACGUUAGAUUUAACGAAUCAAGUAGAGACAGCUGGACUGAAGCUGCAGAAAGUAACCGCAGAGAUGGACCACUACAAGAAGCUGUUAAUGGUGAAAUCAACGGAACUUGAUGUCUGUCAGAAUGAACUGAAAAAAAUUAAAUCUGAAAAUGGAAUUUCAGAGUCAAGUGAGCUGGAAGCGCUUAAAUCUCUCCUUGCAAAAACAGAGGAGGAGGUGGCGAUGCUGAAACAGGAGAG